Colletotrichum gloeosporioides is the source of this 459-nucleotide messenger RNA. RefSeq lists its product as uncharacterized. The transcript is spliced from 2 exons. NCBI's taxonomy places the organism in Eukaryota, Fungi, Ascomycota, Sordariomycetes, Glomerellales, Glomerellaceae. The coding region runs from base 1 to 459 and encodes 152 amino acids. The record is from RefSeq and is a predicted model, not a curated record.
AUGGAUGAACCCGGAGACAAUAACGCGGAGGCGAAGUACGGAAAGCUCAACAUCCCCAAGGACGACGAUAUCUCCAAGGUCUGGUCGUUGAGGGAAUUCGGUGAGGAGGAUGACGGUGCGCAGCAGAGGAAACAUUCCGUCUCGUCGGCUGGCCCUAGAGCCAUGUUCACCUCUCCGAGCGAGAUCUGCGAAGAGUCAAUGGAUUACUCCUUCUCGCAAGGCGAACGCAGGGUUCCGAUAUGCCAAGCGCGAAGGACCUUCCACAUGCCCACAAGACCCCAGGCUCCGCCAACUCCAUACGACUCCUACCGUCAGCACUCCGCAGACGCUGCAGCCUCCACCACCAGACUGUCCACCCCCGGAGUAGUCCCCGCGCCGUUAACUGCCAGGGAUUUGAGAACAAACGCUCCGACACAAGCCCGAGACUUCUCCUUCAACGGCCACAACCUCAGGCAGUAG